GCCCGGGAGUCCUGGCGGCCUCGGCGGGUCGCGCCCCCUCCGCCCCGGCCCCCGGGAGGCGGGGCCGCCCACAGGGUUAAGGGAAGCCGAGGGCCGGCCCACUCGCCUCCUCGCCACCGCCAUGGUCGAGCCCCGCGCUGCCGCCCGCCUGCGCGUCGUGCUGGGACACCUCCGCCGCCCCUCGGCCGGGGACGUCGUAGCUCACCCCACUUCAGGGACUAUUUCCACUGCCAGUUUCCCUCAACAAUUCCAGUAUACCCUGGAUAAUAAUGUUCUAAGCCUAGAACAGAGAAAAUUUUAUGAAGAAAAUGGAUUUCUUGUCAUUAGAAAUCUGGUGUCUGAUGCUGAUAUUCAACGCUUUAGGAAUGAGUUUGAAAGAAUCUGCAGAAAGGAGGUGAAACCAUUAGGAUUAACACUCAUGAGAGAUGUGACCAUUUCAAAAUCAGAAUAUACUCCAAGCGAGAAAAUGGUUGUGAAAGUGCAGGAUUUCCAGGAAGACAAGGAGCUCUUCAGAUACUGCACUCUCCCUGAGAUUCUGAAAUACGUGGAAUGCUUCACUGGACCCAACAUCAUGGCCAUGCACACAAUGCUGAUAAACAAACCUCCAGAUUCUGGCAAGAAGACCUCUCGUCACCCCUUGCACCAGGAUCUGCACUACUUCCCCUUCCGGCCCAGCAAUCACAUCGUCUGUGCUUGGACAGCGAUGGAGCACAUUGACCGCAACAACGGUUGUCUGGUCGUGCUCCCAGGCACCCACAAAGAACCCCUGAAGCCACACGAUUACCCCCAGUGGGAGGGGGGAGUUAACGUGAUGUUCCACGGGAUCCAGGAUUAUGAGGAAAACAACAGCCGUGUGCACCUGGUGAUGGAAAAGGGAGACACUGUUUUCUUUCAUCCCCUGCUCAUCCACGGAUCUGGUCGGAACAAAACUCAAGGAUUCCGGAAGGCAAUUUCCUGCCAUUUCGCUAGUGGCAAUUGCCACUACAUCGAUGUGAAGGGCACCAGUCAAGAAAACAUUGAGAAGGAGGUCAAACAAAUAGCCAAGAAAUUACAUGGAUUUCAUGGUAGCAUUGACAUGAAGGAUAUUUGGAUGUUUCGAGCUCGACUUGUGAAAGGAGAAAGAAUCAGCCUUUGAAAUAUCCCUUCACUAUAGCUCUUAUACAGGAAACCAAAAUGAAACAAGGUGUCUAAAGAAAAUGUUUUCUUAAUGGGAUGAUGUAAUCGUUUCUACACUUGUUAACAAAAUCAAAAAAUGUGUCAGGUACUUAAUUGCAUGCAGUUAAUUUUGCAAUGCAGUGACGUUGCUCUAAGCAAAGUAAAAACAGCAAAAGUGAAAUAUUACUGUUUUAAGGAAAACUAAUUUAGGGUUACAAUUAAUAAAGGUGAUUGGCGUAUGA
Molecule: messenger RNA, 1397 nt
Organism: Cynocephalus volans (Philippine flying lemur)
Lineage: Eukaryota; Metazoa; Chordata; Mammalia; Dermoptera; Cynocephalidae
Gene: PHYH
Product: phytanoyl-CoA 2-hydroxylase
Exons: 9
Coding region: 122-1135 (337 amino acids)
Biological process (GO): fatty acid alpha-oxidation
Molecular function (GO): phytanoyl-CoA dioxygenase activity
Source: RefSeq, a predicted model, not a curated record